This is a messenger RNA of Pocillopora damicornis (cauliflower coral), 1041 nucleotides long. RefSeq lists its product as uncharacterized. The record is from RefSeq and is a predicted model, not a curated record. Lineage: Eukaryota; Metazoa; Cnidaria; Anthozoa; Scleractinia; Pocilloporidae.
GAAAACUUUCUCAAGAGAUAAACUAAUUUUUCAGUAAGAUAGUGUAUUAUCAUUGCUCCCACACUUAAGUCACUUUCGGUAUGGAUCACGAGUUUUUCACUGCUAGUCUUCUUCAGCGUAGUCUGGCAAGAAACAUUUUGGGUCAAAUGGGAGGGAAGUUGAACAAUCUAAUUCUUACUCUCUGGUUUAUUUUUCAGAUUCAAGCCCCAGCCGCUGAAAGUUGUAAGGAGCUGUACAACACAAAUGGAUCUGAUGUCAACAAGGCUUACCCUCUGAAGCUGGGGAAAAAGAUCCUUCCAGUUUACUGUCACAUGACAACACUUGAUGGAUGUGGGGGUGGUGGUUGGACUCUGGUGAUGAAAAUGGAUGGUUCAAAGGACACUUUUCAUUACAAUAAAUUAAUUUGGACCAACAAGCUAGGAUACAACCCGUCUGCUGGCUCGACUGGGUUUGACGGGAAUGAGACAAUGUUACCAACAUACUGGGAAAUGAAAUUCAACAGGAUCUGUCUCGGUAUGAAAAUCGGCAAAAGAGUCAACUUCAUCGCCAUCAACGAGCCAGCUUCCUCCCUUUUCUCUCUGAUCGCUGAUGGGAAAUUCCGCAAAACCUCACUGGGCAGAGAAAAAUGGAAGAUGCUGCUUCCUUCAAUUGCCUCACUACAAUCAAAUUGUAACCGGGAAGGAUUUAACACAUUUUGUGGAGGUUCUGGCGCCCUUCAACCCAGGGCUCGAAUCGGUAUCCUUGGUAACCAACAGAAUCACUGUUACGGCUGUGAUUCCAGGAUCGGUUUUGGUACUGGAGGACGUCCUGAUCACUGGAGCUCGUGUGGAAAUGUGGCAUCGCACGGAUGGGGAGCAGAUAAUGGUGGUAAAAACAUCAAAACUAUGGGCUACAUUUUUGUUCAAUAACAAAGAAAGCUCCUAUUUGGCUCCAAAAGGAGCGAACAGUUUUUUUUUAUCAAAAGCAAAGCAUAAGAGAGACUAUGAUUCUCAAGUAAUGUCUAAGAAUAAAUUAAUUAGCAAAUGUUUUGUCUUGAAUGGA